This is a messenger RNA of Diabrotica balteata, 3633 nucleotides long. NCBI's taxonomy places the organism in Eukaryota, Metazoa, Arthropoda, Insecta, Coleoptera, Chrysomelidae. The record is from the annotation of a GenBank genome assembly.
AUGAAGCUCUUAAGAGGGUCCGAACGGGACCUUAAACUAGACAUUGCCCGUGCUCAAGCUGCUAGCGCAGAAUUCUACAACAAAGAUGACUCCACCAAUGAUUUCCCACCAAAGACUCCAAGUUAUCAGAUUGAAAGUACUAACAGGUUUAUGAGCUUGGUAGGUAGAACAUUUCCAUGUAAGAAGAUGUGCCAUGUUAAAAGGGUCAUUGGAAAAAAAGUCGACGAAAAGAAAAAAGAAGAUGAACAGAAGAAAUUUGAAGCGUUGAAAUUGUUAGGGUAUGAUAAAAGGGUAGAGUUUUACCAUAUCAUGAAAUCCUUAAUCAAAAUGGGAGAAAAGGCUGUGUUGUCAGAUAAUGCAAAAAGAUUGAUGACUAGGGAGGAGACGUUGUGGCAAAACGAAUUGAAAGACUUGAUUUGGUUAGAACUGCAAGCAUACCACGCGGACAGAACUCCUAUGGAAGAAGACGCAUAUCUAUGUUUAGCUAGAGAAUGUGUAGAACCUCUUUUAAAAGAUAUUAUGAAUUAUAGAUUUCACAGAUCAUCUAAAAAGGAUGCAAGUUACAAUAGUGAUAGUGGAGUAGAAGAAGACUGCCCAGGUUGUGCUUCCAUUUUGUGUUAUUCGUGUAUGGAAGCUCAAAAUGAAGCGCUCAAAGAGGUAGAAAAGUUACUAAAAAGAUUAGAAGAUGCAGAAAGUUUAUUUCCUUCCUCGAACGCUUUCGCAGAACUUUAUCCUUUAUACAGAUCUCCUGAAAUAGUAGGAAGGGUUCGAGUAAUGUGUCAGUGGUAUAAUGUAACGAAACAUCAAAGGUUAAAAUUAAAUCUGUUAGGCAGAUUAGUGGUUCUUUUAGAAUCCAAACAUUCCGACUGGCCGUGUUUUGCUGUUGGCGAAGAAAAUGGAUCAGUGAGUCCAUCGGAUAGUAACAAUAGUACCAGUUCUUCAGGAAGCAACACCGAACCAUGUAGUUCAUCUGAUAUGUACAAUAUAACACCUGUUACUAUUUUCCUUGCUCAGAGAGAUAGUACUAAGGUGUCUCCUUACAGAAGAUACAUUGAAAACAUACUAAAAACUAGAGCGUUAGAUAAAAGUUUAAAUUUCUUAGAAAAAAUACAUAAAAGGGUAUUACAGAAAACUAAAAAGACUUUGGAGCUACCAGAAGAUCGAAGCAUUUUUUCCACGUUAAAAGUUUUUGAUGACGAGGAGCUUUGUAGGUAUGGAUGUUGGAGUCCAGAAUACGCCGCUCUAGAUCUACCCUCUUACCGAGGUUUAUACAUUUUCUUAGCUACGGUACCCUUAGACGUUUACCACGAGUAUCUAUUAAUGAGACUGGAGCAAAAGCCAACCAAUCCUUCAGCAUUAAGUACCAGACAAUUGAUGAGGGAGUUGAAGCAAGGUUUAAAGAAGGCAAUGCGUGAGCGAGAUUUGGCUUGUCAAUAUAUUGAAGCAGCGACAGCAGGUACUUUAAUAACGUGUCCCGAUUUCAAAGAAAAACUUCUAAAAUUUGACGACUGCAUCGAAAAAGUUUUCACCGACUACUUGCACUACUUAAAACAAUGGAUGAUUAUCCAAACGAAUUUUCAGAAAACGAUGCUGGAGGACGAAUACACAUUCGCCAUGAAUAUAUGUGAAAUAUUUCCACAUCUAAAGCGGACAGUAGGAUCACAAUAUACGUGUAUCUUGGGUACUAUUCUAGCGAAAACGGGAGAAAGAAUGAUUUCUAGGAUAAACAGUGCCUUGGAAUUGUUAUCUCAAAAAGACAUUGAUGUUAAGCAAAACUUGUUUAAUGUGUGCAGGCAGUUACAGUCAGUAUUUAUCGAAGAAAAAGAAACAAGUAUUAAGACGAUUUCGUUCCUAAGAAUGCAUUUAAGGAGGGACAUUGUAACUCAUGAAUGUAUACUAUAUAUGAAAGAUGCGAUAACUAUAUUCCAAUCUAUAAUUCCCAAUGGUGUGCAGAAUAUACAUUCAUUAUUUGAUACAGUGAGUGCGUCUAAUUUGGAUGAAGUCGACAAAAAUGCUUUAAAUUCGAGGAUACGAGAAUUAUUAAUGAGAGUAUUUACUUUCGGAUUUGAGUUUUACAAAGAACUGAAUGAUCUUUCCGCCGAAGAGUAUCGUCCUUCUUUAGUUGUACAGAUGGGACAUUUUGCGGAUCUAUGGAUGAAGUUUGUGACUGAGCGCUGUGAUAAAGGUAGAGGAAUUAGACCAAAAUGGGCUUUUCAGGGAAUGGAUUAUCUAUUGUCGAUAAUUGAGCCAAUUAAUUCGAUAUUGUUGACCGAAGAACAGUUUGAAGAGUUGAAGAUUAGUAUGGAUAGCUGCAUAUCGCAUCUUGUAGGGAAACCGUACGCAAAUUGUUCCUUAAACGCAAUACUUUGUGGUGCAUUAGGCAUAUCGGCUCCUUCCACCCCCGACAGCGGCUUUCAUUCAGCUUCACCGAGAAACAGUUUGGAGCAGAUGAGGGUUCGAUCUAGAGGGUCGUCACCAAGUCCUAGACCUACGUACAAGAGCCAACGUUCUGGUCAAGGAAGCAGGAAGGUCAGUGUGGAACAACAAUCUCCAGGCGUCGACGGAGUUGAUAGUACUCCCAUUAGUUCACCGAUUUUAACAAACGAAAAUACAAGGAAAGAAGAGGACAGAAAUGGCAGCUCCGCAUCCAUCAGAAUAGAGUUUAGUUCAAAUUCUCACGCUGAGAAAUUCCGCGAAGCAAUUGCAACGCUCGAAGCUGAAUUGGACCAAAAUCUCGCCGAACAGAAUCUCAUAGGCAAAGUUCUGGAAGAUAUUACGUCAAACAAAAGUUCGGUCAUGCGACGAAACGUCAGCUUUUCAUGGCAGCGCGGUAUAAAAGUUGGUCAAGGACGAUUCGGCAAAGUUUAUACGGCAGUAAAUAACAACACUGGUGAUUUAAUGGCCGUUAAGGAAAUAGCUUUGCAGCAUAAUGAUUCGGGUACGCUGAAGAAGAUAGCUGAAGAGAUGAAGAUCCUAGAAGGGAUUGCACAUAAUAAUUUGGUGAAGUCUUAUGGUGUUGAGGUUCAUAAGGAUGAAAUGUUAAUAUUCAUGGAAUAUUGUUCGGAAGGAACAUUAGAAUGUCUCGUAUCAGAUACUGAAGGGGGUCUUCCGGAGUUACAAGCUAGGAAAUAUACCUUCCAACUACUUUCAGGUGUAGCUUGUUUACAUGACCACAGUAUAGUUCAUAGGGAUAUAAAGACAGCUAAUAUUUUCUUGACUGAAGGUGGCAACUGCUUAAAAAUUGGAGAUUUCGGCUGUGCUGCUAAGAUUAAAUCUAACAUGACAAUGCCAGGAGAAUUAAAAGGAUUUGUUGGAACUCAAGCUUAUAUGGCCCCUGAAGUAUUUACGAAAAACAUGUCCGAAGGACAUGGUAGAGCAGCUGAUAUUUGGUCUGUAGGAUGUGUUGUUAUUGAGAUGGUAUCUGGUCAGCGCCCUUGGGCUCAGUUCGACUCUAACGUGCAAAUAAUGUUCAAAGUUGGCAUGGGCCAAAGCCCGGAUCCUCCCGAUGACAUGACAGACGAAGGCUUGGACUUCCUUGAUCUGUGUUUCAAACACAAUCCGCGAGAACGAGCUACAGCUAGGCAACUUCUCGUUCACGAUUACGUUCAACUCAAAUUGAGUUUGGAAGACUAA